AGUAGGAGGAGGAGCAUGGGAAAUAUCUGUUAUAGUUUUCACAUUUUCUCGUUCGAGCAAGCACAGGAACCCCUCUCUCGCUUGCCCCAAAAUAAGUUUUAUAUAUUUACUCGACAUUUUUAUACCGCAGAUGCCGGAUUGUUUGAAAUGGAGUCGCCGGACCUGAAGCCUAGCCAGAUCGCGGCCAUGGUGCUAUCGGUGGGGGCGGUGAGCGCCAUCACCUACUUCAGUGGCCAAUGGAUGCUCAGCCUGCUGGAUCCGCACUGCAAGGUGCGCAAGAGGGCCAAGAAAGUGGCCGAGGAGCAGUUGCGCAAGUUGAACUCGGCGGCGGGCAGGGAGGAUCGAAAGUUUCGCACGCAGGAUCUCAAUGAGCACGAAGUGAUGAUCGCCGCCCUUCUAGUGGCUCCCGAAGACAUUGAUGUGAGUUGGGCGGACAUUGCCGGACUGGAUGCGGUGGUCAGUGAGCUGCGAGAGUCGGUGGUUCUGCCGGUCCGCCAUCGUGAUCUUUUCUCCCGCUCGCAGCUAUAUCAGGCGCCCAAGGGUGUCCUGUUGCAUGGACCGCCCGGCUGUGGCAAGACGCUGAUCGCCAAGGCCGUUGCCAAGGAUGCUGGCAUGCGGUUCAUUAACCUCGACAUAAGCGUACUAAAGGACAAGUGGUAUGGCGAGAGCUUGAAACUGGCCUCGGCUGUGUUUACUCUGGCCCAGAAGCUGGAACCCUGCAUUAUAUUUAUCGAUGAAAUCGAAUCCUUUUUGCGAGUACGCGGCAGCGGGGAUCACGAAGCCACGGCCAUGAUGAAAACCCAGUUUAUGAUACGUUGGGAUGGUCUAAUUAGCAAUGCCAAUGCCUGUGUCCUGGUGCUGGGAGCCACCAAUCGGCCGCAGGACCUCGAUAAGGCCAUCCUGCGUCGGAUGUCACUUCAGUUCUAUAUAGAAGCGCCUCGCGAUAGCCAGCGUCUGGAAAUAUUGCAACUUAUCCUGCAGUCUGAGAAACUGCAUCCCUCUGUUAAUCUCAAGGAGCUGGCCCGCUUGGCCACCGGAUUUUCGGGAUCGGAUCUGCGAGAGCUUUGUCGCCACGCCUUCAUAUGCCGCAUGCGUGAAAUGAUGCGCCAAAAGGACGAAUCGAGAUCGGCUAAGGAGGAGACCGAGGUCGUGGGGGAAUUCAAGGAUUGCGUACAGUUGGAGAUUCGUAUGGAUGAUCUACUCAAAUCACUGAUGACCAUGAAGGUGUCAAAAUUCCAAUCGCUAAAUGCCUGCGUCGAGAAGGAUCUCGAGCUGGAUUGAGGUCACUUCAGUAAUAAUCGCUUUAAAUUCUCUAUUGACGUGACAUAAAUUUUUGUUUAAGAA
Messenger RNA from Drosophila serrata, 1344 nucleotides. Its product is annotated as outer mitochondrial transmembrane helix translocase. The record is from RefSeq and is a predicted model, not a curated record. Gene Ontology annotation, molecular function: ATP binding; ATP hydrolysis activity. NCBI's taxonomy places the organism in Eukaryota, Metazoa, Arthropoda, Insecta, Diptera, Drosophilidae. Gene Ontology annotation, cellular component: mitochondrial outer membrane. Gene Ontology annotation, biological process: extraction of mislocalized protein from mitochondrial outer membrane.